CCUAUCUCCUUUUGAUCACUGCUGAAGGAAGGUUAGCCAUUGUUGAAUGUGUAUGGCUCGUCAUACACUUAGCGUCUGUGUUUGGCUUGGAAGAACGGAGUAAAAAGGCAGAAACGCGUGUCACGCUGGUCCCGGUGUUUCAUAGAUCAUCGUCUGUUGACGCGUUGUGAGUUCUGAUACAAAGAGAAACAUUUCCUGUUCAGUUUCAGGAGGUGACACUGUUCAGUUUUGAAGCUGGAGUCCAGCAGCAACCGAUCACAGCUCAAGAUGCACGUGUUUCCUGUGUUGAUCUGUGUCAUGUUACUGAGGCUAUCGGAGGGAGCCCUCAUCUUCAACUACCACUCCAAACCAUACGACCAAGGCGCUCUUGAUGAGUACAACGUCCUUCGAUUCUUAGGAGUGUCGUCGCCAUACGUCCAGCACCCGGGCUUUGGUAUUGGCAGAGCUACGCCUAAUGGAUGUGAAGUUACUCAGAUGAACCUAAUCUCUCGUCACGGUGAGAGGUAUCCAACCACAAGCCAAGGUCAAACGAUGGAACGGAACUUGGCAAGGUUGAGGUUCAAUAUAACGGAACGUCUUGAUGGACCUUUAUCGUUCUUACCCACCUACGAUUUCGUUGCAUUGAAUCCGGAGCUGUACGAACAGGAAACCACCAGUGGACCAUACGCUGGGCUUGCAGAUAUGUUCUCAUUUGGGGAGACUAUGAGGUACCGUUAUGACCACUUAGUCAGGGAUGCUUCACAGCUGAAGUUCUAUCCCUCAUCUCAGAAGAGAAUUGUUGAUUCUGCAACGUGGUUUGCCCAUGGAUUCAUGGGCUCCAGCUUUGACAACUCCUCUAUCAUCCCUAUCGACGAGUUUACCAAUAUGACAGGAGCGAACUCAUUAACACCUGUCAAUUCAUGCCGAAACUACAACAGCAGGGCAGAGAUCGAUACUAUUAGUCGAUAUUCAAAGGAGUUUAUGAGUGACGCUGCGAAGAGAAUGAACAAAUCCACACCAGGGUUGAACCUGACCAGUGAUGAAGUGUGGUCCUUGUUCACACAUUGUGGAUUCGACCUGAACAUCCGUGGUGUCUCCACGCUUUGUGAGAUCUUCACCGCAGAUGAACUUAUCUCCUUUGCGUACCUUUACAACGUCGAGACGUACUACGGACAAGGCCCAGGUCAUAAUAUGAGCAUUGCCAUUGGAUCACCAUACGUCAAUGCCAUGAUCAAGAUGCUUGAUGACGACACGAGGAACCUGACAAUGUCCUUUGCUCACGACACAGACAUCUUCUUUAUCCUGUCCACUCUGGGUUUAUAUGACGGAAAUGGGCCUUUACCUGUCGACCACCUCGACUUGAACAACGCAUGGAGAGUGUCUGAUCUGAUGCCAAUGGGAUCAAGGCUGAUCAUGGAGAGAUUAGAAUGCUCUGGCAACAAGUACGUUAGGUUCAUCCAUAACGAUGCCGUCAUACCAAUUCCCACGCUGAACAAGGGCCCAGGAUUCAGCGCACCGCUAAAGGAGUUCAAGCACUACAUUACAAAGCGACUAGGUGACACCAGCUAUGCCAGCGCCUGUGGCAACCCAGAUGACCUGCCUAAUGAGCUGACAUUCUACUGGGACCACUAGCACUUUAACACCAGUUACACUACUCUGCAAUCGAGUAUAUACGCCCGAUGUUGGCACCCCG
Molecule: messenger RNA, 1672 nt
Organism: Williopsis jadinii
Lineage: Eukaryota; Fungi; Ascomycota; Saccharomycetes; Phaffomycetales; Wickerhamomycetaceae
Product: histidine phosphatase family protein
Exons: 1
Coding region: 268-1611 (447 amino acids)
Cellular component (GO): fungal-type cell wall
Molecular function (GO): acid phosphatase activity
Source: RefSeq, a predicted model, not a curated record